Molecule: messenger RNA, 2087 nt
Organism: Vicugna pacos (alpaca)
Lineage: Eukaryota; Metazoa; Chordata; Mammalia; Artiodactyla; Camelidae
Source: RefSeq, a predicted model, not a curated record
AAGAGAACACACUUCCGCUUCCGGGGCACCCGCCGCGUUCCUUCAGUGCUUUUACUGAAAGGGUUUCUUGAGAUGUUUCUUUGCUUUGACUGGCUUUUGGCAGUUUUCUACCGCUCAGUAACUGCGGCAUUAAAGUUAGUAUUAAGAUCGGAGGCUCUCUAGAGAUGCGAUCUCAAGAAAGAAGUCCGGCCGCCAGGCGCCACCUUAAGAAAAAAUGACCUGGCGGAGCACCACCAGUUAAAAAAGAGAAUUAUGAUAGAUGGGGGAUGCGAUGGAAGGUAGAGAUUCCCGAAAGCACGUGAGAACUCCAUAGAAGGGGCGGGACUUAGGCCUUUCGGAGCCGAGGGUGGCGGGUUCCACCCCGCGCCGAAUCAGGUGUCUGGACCCGCCUCUGCCUGCGCCUGCGCAGUGCGAACCUUCCUCCUGCUCAGCUUUCUGCUCCAACAUGGAUUUCCGCUCCGCGAGGCAAGCUGUACUGCAGCUACUACGUACGGUGGCUCCCGCAGACCUCCCAGAGCUGAUCCAGUGGAUGCGAACUACCCGAGAUUUUGAUGAAUUCACUCAAGACAAUAAUGACAUUAUGUUGAAAAACAUAGCAGAAGACCUUCGGAAUUGCUUGCCCCUAGAAACCAUGCUUUCCUCAGAACAUCUAGCCCUCCAAAAAAUACAGCAGCAGCCAGAACCCACAGUUCACGUUGAUGCAUUCCUUUAUGAUGAAGACUUUAUUGAUUCAUUAUGUGAGGAAGGAAAAAUGAGCAGAAAUUACUGUACAGUAUGCGGCUCGCACCAGACGGCACCUUUAGGGUUUAUUUCUCAUUCCUUCUCUCUCAUGGAAUUGAAGUUCAUUUAUCAUCAUGUACUCCCUGAUCUGUCGGAAAAGAUCUUGGUUGAUGUUGGCUCCAGACUUGGCACGGUCCUCUAUGGGGGUUAUCUUUAUAGUUCAGCAUCGCAACUAUAUGGAGUAGAAUUGAAUGGAGACUUUUGCCAAUUGCAGGAAAUGGUCAUUAAAAAAUACCAGUUCACUGACAGAAUAAAGGUGCUUCACACAGACAUCUGUACGCAGGGUUCACUUCUGCAAAAUGCUGAUAUUAUUAUAAUGAAUAAUGUCUUUGAAUAUUUUCUUAAUGAGGCAGAACAGGCCAGAGCCUGGGACUACAUCAGCCAUAAUGUAAGGAGACGGGGAUCGUUACUAGUGACAGUACCAAGUCUUGAAGAGUCUCUCUCAGGUCUUCAGGUUAAUAUACAGUUAUCUUCCUGGGUUGAUGAAGUACCACUGAACUAUGAUGUCUACCCAGAAAAGGAUAUUGACAGGGAAGCCCUUAAACAAAUACAUUUAUAUAAGAUUCUCUAACACUAAAAUAGUCCUAUCUCAGUGUAAUGCUUUGUUGAAUAUAUUACAAAAUAAUGAAAAAGAAACAUAACCCCAGUAUCCUAAGACCUCUUUUUUCUGUCUCCUUUUUGGUCUUUGUACAUAUGCUUACAUAUUUGUAAAUAGUUGUGUGUGUGUGUCUAUGUUUGCUUUGCGUGAUAAUUUUAUUAAAAUAGUUUAUCUGAAAAAAAUUUCGUUUUCCCCUGGUUUCUUUUAUUCUGUUAAAAAUAUAAAUACGUGUCUUUCUUUAGUCACUUACUCUGUAUACCAAGUCCAGAUAUGACACAAAAGAAGAUCAGAAGUGGCAUCUAUCCUGGGACAGGGGCAGAAGAGAAGGUUGUGGUGACAAUUGCACAUUUUCCUUGUGCCUAAAGAAAUACCUUUUCCAUUUCUUCAACUGGUCUGCUGCAGACUGCCAUGCUAUGAGCUGCCAAAUGGAUAGGUCGAGGUGGCAAAGAACAGAGAACAGCCUCUAGUCAACAGCCAAUGAGGAACUGAGGCCAUCAGCGCAACACCCUGAGAGGAACUAACUCUUCCCAACAUCAUCCUGAGUGAGGCAGAAGUGGAUCUAGGUCCAGUCAAGCACUAAGGCUGUAAAAACAGCCAGCGCCUUGACUGCAGCCUUGCGAGACACCCAGAGUCAGAAGACCCAACUGAGCCAUGCCCAGCUUCCUAACCCACAGACUCUGAGAUAAUAAAUGUUUACUGCCUCAAGCUA